UCCAUAAUUUCAUCUCUUGUAAAAUCAAUCUUUUCAUUUUCAUUUCACAAGAAUUGGUGUCUCUCUUCAAUAAUAUAAUGUCCAUAAGUUUGCAUGUGGUUCAGUCAGGCCCAACAACACUGUUUUCAAUCUUCUUAGCAAUCCUCCUUCUACCCAUAUCAUGUAAUGAUUUAGAUCAAAAGUAUUUCAUUCUAGUGAACCAAUGCAAAUUCAGAGUAUGGCCAGCUUCCUUUUCUACCGCUCAAAACACAACUCUUGAAACCAACCACUUUAGUUUAAAAAUGUGGGACAGGUCCACUGUUUGGGCUCCUCCAACUUGGAACGGCCACGUUUGGGGCCGAACUCUCUGCAGAACUAAUUCAGCCACAGGAGGGAACUUCUCAUGCAUUACUGGCGAUUGCGGUACUGGCAAGCAAUCAUGUGAUGGAAUGCGAGACAUGCCCCCUGCCACACUAGCAGAAUUCCGUCUAGGAAAAAAUGGUCUUGUUUUUUAUAAUGUUGAUGUUGUAGAAGGUUUCAAUAUCCCCAUAGUGGUGGUUCCUAUUGGUGUUUCUGGUGAGAACGUGAAUUGUAGCACUGCAGGUUGCCUUACAAACAUUAAUAAUAUGUGUGCAAAAGACAAUGGGACAAACACAUUUACUUGUUCAACUAAUUUGUAUAAGAUCAUAUUUUGCCCAGCUUCCAGCAUGGGACUUUUCGAUCAAAGUGUGAGUGUAGACGACUCAUUCACUGCUGGCAAUGGGACAAAUCAGUUGCUCUCUUCUUCGAGAGAGUUUGCUUUUGGUACUUUGAUCAUUGUCAUUUUAAUUAUUUUGGGAUUCUCCAUCGCUAUAGUUAUAACAUUGGUUGGCGCAAUUUUUUAUUGGUACAACUCAAAGAAGAUAAAAAGUAGCACAACCAACAAAAAAGUUGUUGAUAGAAAUUUGAGAAUUUUUUCUUUCAAGGAAAUUACAAAAGUAACAAACAAUUUUAGGGAAGAAUUAGGAAGAGGGUCUUGUAGCAUUGUAUACAAAGGAAAGGUAGAUGUGGAUACUUGUGUCGCGGUUAAAAAAUUGGACAAGUUAUUUCAAGAUAGUGAUAAGGAAUUUCAAACUGAAAUGAAUGUGAUAAUCAAAACUCAUCAUAGGAACCUUGUGCGUCUUCAUGGGUAUUGUAGUGAAGAUCAACACAGGAUUUUGGUGUAUGAGUUAAUGAGUAAUGGUACUUUAGCAAGAUUUCUUUUCACACCUUUGAAACCAAACUGGAACCAACGAGUUCAUAUUAUCAUUGGGAUUGCAAGAGGUCUUGUUUACUUGCAUGAAGAAUGUUGCACCCAAAUAAUUCACUGUGACAUAAAGCCACAAAACAUCCUUCUUGAUGAUGACUACAAUGCCAAGAUUUCAGAUUUUGGGUUAGCAAAACUAUUAUUGAUUAAUCAAAGUCACACAAAAACCGGAAUCAGAGGAACCAAAGGUUAUGUUGCACCAGAUUGGUUUAGGAGUGCACCUAUCACUUCUAAGGUUGAUACUUUUAGUUUUGGAGUGUUGUUACUAGAGAUUAUUUGUUCUAGGAAAAAUAUAGAGGAUGAUACUGUUAGUGAAGAAAAAAGAAUUUUAAUUGAUUGGGCAUAUGAUUGCUACAAGACUGGUAGAAUGGAUAUUCUUUUAGAAAAUGAAUAUGAGGCUGACAAAGAUAUGAGUAGAUUUGAAAAAUUUGUCAUGAUUUCUAUUUGGUGCACUCAAGAAGAUCCAUCUCUAAGGCCACCAAUGAAGAAGGUGUUGUUAAUGCUAGAAGGGAUUGUUGAAGUUGAAAUUCCUCCAAAUCCCUACUUGUAUGGUUCUUCUAAUCAAAGUUAGUUCUCUUUAAAAUUUAGUUUUGAUGUUGCUUUUCACCUUUACUUACAAAGUGUAUUUGCUCAUUUUGUUUUUCUCUAAAGCAGGGAACAUAUCACUAAAAAAAUGAAUAUAUUAGAUCUAUAUUUUUCUCCCAUUCAGCAUUGCA
Messenger RNA from Vicia villosa (hairy vetch), 1980 nucleotides. RefSeq names its product G-type lectin S-receptor-like serine/threonine-protein kinase LECRK1. The transcript is spliced from 2 exons. Bases 78 to 1835 code for a protein of 585 amino acids. Lineage: Eukaryota; Viridiplantae; Streptophyta; Magnoliopsida; Fabales; Fabaceae. The record is from RefSeq and is a predicted model, not a curated record. Gene Ontology annotation, biological process: protein phosphorylation. Gene Ontology annotation, molecular function: ATP binding; protein kinase activity.